Messenger RNA from Ananas comosus (pineapple), 1615 nucleotides. RefSeq names its product myb family transcription factor PHL7-like. The record is from RefSeq and is a predicted model, not a curated record. The transcript is spliced from 7 exons. Bases 443 to 1297 code for a protein of 284 amino acids. Gene Ontology annotation, molecular function: DNA-binding transcription factor activity; DNA binding. Lineage: Eukaryota; Viridiplantae; Streptophyta; Magnoliopsida; Poales; Bromeliaceae.
CCAUGAAGCCCUAAAUCUCUCUCUCUCUCUCUCUCUCUCUCUCUCUCUCUCUCAUCCCCCGAUUCUCCUCGAUUUCUCCGCACCGAUACCGUGCGCGACCAAACCCUAACCCUAAUCCCCUCGCGAUCUUCUCACCUGCUCCUUCCCCUUUCAGGGGCCUGCUCUUUGCCUCGGUUUGGAAACCCUGGCCCCCGCGGCAUUAAUUCUCGGUUUGGGUUCUUCCGAUUUGGGUUCUUAGAAGGGGAACUGGUUGCUUUUUUUGUGAUUGCGAAACGUCGAAUUUGGGCGGGGUUUGUGGGGGACUCGGUGUGUGGGCGAUGGAGAUUGGGAGGUGGUUUUGGUGUUGGGUGGUUGGAUGGGGCUUGGAGAGUGAGAAAAUUGGGAGGUCGUGAAGGAGAGAGAGUGGGGGGAUUGUGGAUCGCUUUUUGAGAGGGUAUUUGCCAUGUACCAUCCCAAGAAAUUUUCUACUUUACACAUGGCUCCCCACAAAUCCCAAGGCAGUGAGCAAACUGGAAAUGUUUCAGUUAUGGAUGGCUCCAGUUUGAACAAUUCAACUAAUUCAGGGGGGGGUGGCAAGCAACGGCUGCGUUGGACUUCAGAUCUUCACGACCGUUUUGUUAAUGCAAUCACCCAACUUGGUGGACCAGAUAGAGCUACACCUAAAGGGGUUUUGAGAAUAAUGGGUGUACCAGGCAUCACCAUCUAUCAUGUAAAAAGCCAUUUACAGAAGUAUCGCCUUGCAAAGUUCCUACCCGAAUCUCCAGCUGAUGGCUCAAAGGAUGAGACGAAAGAUUCUGGUGAUACUCUUUCUGGCAAUGACUCUGCACCAGAAAUACAAAUAAAUGAAGCUCUGAAGAUGCAAAUGGAGGUUCAGAAGCGGCUGAACGAACAGCUUGAGGUACAGAAACAGUUGCAGCUGAGAAUCGAAGCACAGGGCCGGUACCUACAGAAGAUCAUCGAGGAGCAGCAGAAGCUCGACGGCGCCGUUAAAUCCUCUGAGGGCAACGAGGGCAACAAGAACGCAUCCGCAUCCUCGUCGAACUUAGAGGAUUGCCUGGGACACACCCCUUUCCCCAGCAAGAAACCAAGAAUAUCCAAUCCCCCAGCGGAACCUACUCUCGAAAAUACCAACCCAGAGUUGAAGCCCGAUUUCAUUCGACAAUUGGAACAUGAAAUAUUCGAAUCAAGUGUUGGUGAUUUUGUGUUGGGUGAAGCAAUAGAGUUCAAAGGGGAAGGCGGCAGCAGCGAACAGCUGGGGAAAGGAUUAGUUGAUGUUACUAGUGCGCAGGUAAGUUAAACGCAGUGCUUAAUAGUCGAAGAUUGUUGGAGCAGCUCCCAAUGUAAAUGUUGUUGUGUGGAAUACAUUAGUCUUUUAGAUCUGUCCUCUUUCAUGCAACUAUUGUAUGAUAUCAUUCAUAUACUUCAAUAAGCAGUACUUGGAAGUUAGUAAUCUUAGAGUGGACUGCGGAAGCAGGAAUCAGGAGAUUGUUGUGGAGCAGCAGCUUCAUCAUUCGUGUGGUACAAUUUAGGUAUCAGGUUUUCCUUGAGGCCUAGCUGUAUUUUAUCAGAAAGUGUCGUUUGAAUAAAACUGUAUGUAGAAGCACUAUUUUGCUUA